CGCCAGGGGUCCUUCCAUCGUCAACACCGGAACAACACGUGAACAGAAGAGGGGUCAGGAUGGGUCGCUCCUCCAAAGACAAGAGGGACAUAUACUAUCGUCUGGCCAAAGAGGAAGGCUGGAGGGCGAGGAGCGCCUUCAAGCUGCUGCAGCUGGACCAGGAGUUCAACUUGUUCACAGGCGUGAACAGAGCGGUGGAUCUGUGUGCAGCUCCUGGCAGCUGGAGUCAGGUCCUCAGUCGGAAACUCAGAGGUCUGGAGGAGAAAGGGGAGAAGGACGAGGAGGUGAAGAUCGUGGCGGUCGACCUGCAGGCCAUGGCUCCUCUGGCAGGAGUCACCCAGAUCCAGGGAGACAUUACCAAGGUGUCCACAGCUCAGGAGAUCAUCCGUCACUUUGAGGGUCAGCCGGCUGAUCUGGUGGUGUGCGACGGAGCUCCAGACGUAACCGGUCUCCAUGACGUGGACGAGUACAUCCAGGCUCAGCUCCUAUUGGCCGCUCUGAACAUCACAACUCACGUCCUGAAACCUGGAGGGACGUUUGUGGCCAAGAUCUUCAGAGGGAAAGACGUGACUCUGCUGUACUCCCAGCUCAAGAUCUUCUUCAGUGGUGUGACCUGCGCCAAGCCCCGCAGCAGCAGGAACUCCAGCAUCGAGGCUUUCGUUGUGUGUCAGAAUUACUCCCCUCCUGAAGGCUACGUCCCCAACAUGUCCAACCCUCUGCUGGAUCACUCCUACGACGUGGACUUCAACCAGCUGGAGGGUCCGAACCGCGUCAUCGUUCCCUUCCUGGCGUGCGGCGACCUCAGCGCCUUCGACUCCGACCGGACGUACCCCCUGCAGCUGGACUCUGGUAAACGGUACGAGUACACCCCCCCCACGCAGCUGCCGAUCCGCCCCCCCUACCAGCAGGCCUGCCACCUCCGCAAAAACAACCUGCUGUCCAGAGAGGACGCCAAACGUCCCGACCAGAGCCAAGACGAGACGGGUCCGCCAGCCAAAUCCAACUCAUCCGUCUGACAGCUGCUGAUCUGCGGGGAACGUUACACAGCCAUUAAAUAGAACAGUUUGAUACUUUGGGGAAAGUCUCUCAUUUCUGUCCGACAAGAAGAUGGAAAUUAGUUUAAUUUCUUUCCAGUAAAGAGGCCAAGCAAGUUUAACUUAGCAUAACGACAGCUACCCUUUCCCUGCAUCCAGUCUUUAUGCUCAGCUAGGCUAAACAUGCUCUGGACGGUUUGCUGUACUUUUUAAAGCCUGAAGAGUGUGUGUUUUUACCACCUUUUGUCUGAAUUUAUGUUCAGUAUCUUGGGACAAAUCCUUCAUCCACCACGGUUGAAGAACUGACAACAUUUUGUAUUUUAACAAUAAAAGUCAUUUCUUUUAAGUGUAAUUAAACACUGAAAUAGG
Messenger RNA from Eleginops maclovinus (Patagonian blennie), 1403 nucleotides. It is a transcript of the gene ftsj1, whose product is annotated as FtsJ RNA 2'-O-methyltransferase 1. Gene Ontology annotation, cellular component: cytoplasm. NCBI's taxonomy places the organism in Eukaryota, Metazoa, Chordata, Actinopteri, Perciformes, Eleginopidae. Gene Ontology annotation, biological process: tRNA methylation; cytoplasmic translation. The transcript is spliced from 11 exons. The record is from RefSeq and is a predicted model, not a curated record. Bases 60 to 1016 code for a protein of 318 amino acids. Gene Ontology annotation, molecular function: tRNA methyltransferase activity.